Molecule: messenger RNA, 1093 nt
Organism: Prunus mume (Japanese apricot)
Lineage: Eukaryota; Viridiplantae; Streptophyta; Magnoliopsida; Rosales; Rosaceae
Source: RefSeq, a predicted model, not a curated record
GAGGGCAAAAUGGUAACUCAAAUUGGAUGUAGCUAUGCACGUAGGAGACGUAAUAUGAACUGGUGAUCGAGGGCAAUAUGAAAUUUAAAUGCGAGGGAGGGCGAGGGCUUCUAUAUCUAUUCUAUUUUCUAUAUAUACAAACCACAUGGGGAUCGGUCGAUGAUAAAAUUAUUACGAAGGAAGGAGAGCUACAAAGACACAAAAAGAAGAUGGUGAGCUACUUUUGCGGCUGGCACAAGCUUGUGAAUGAUUUCAUCUACAAACUAGUUCUGCUAAACCUGUUGAUAUGCAGCUGCCUCAGCCUCAGCAGAUCAGUUUCUAUGGACUCGGCCGCCGAUAUUGAUGAUCAAGUACUAGUGAACAACAAUAACCCAUUAGACCAACUCAUGUCCAGCCAACAAGAUAUGGUCCAAAUUGCUGGAUAUGGAGAAGAGAAGCUUUCCACCGUCCUAAUUACAGGCUCCGUCCAUUGCGAGGAGGCUUGUAAUAAUUUGCAUGCUCAAACUCAUCAUCCUGAUCAUCAACUUCAUCUUCAUGCAUGGCCUCUCUCAGGUGCUUUGGUGUCUGUGAAUUGCCAUGUUAGUGGGAGAAAAAGAAAAUCAAGCUUCGCACAAGGCUUUACAGAUGAAUUUGGGGAUUUCAUUAUUGAUCUUCCUUCCAAUCUACAUGCAAUUCCCAACUUGCACAAAACAUGUUCGGUUAGGGUAGUUCGAAUACCAAAGAACACACAAUGCAGACCAGCUUAUGUCAGGAGGCACAAGGGACUGAAAUUAUCGUCAGUUGGUAACGGUAUCAGGACUUACAAUGCCGGAAAUAUAAGGUUCCAGCAUUUGACCUCUAAACCAUCAGAAGCAUGCAUUAAGAUGUUAUCAUCAUAGAUACUCAUUAAAUUGUAGACCGGGAUUCAGCACCACAGUUCAUCUGGAUGGCGCUUCAGUCACAGCAUUGACAUGCAGGGGUUCGAACCCAUUCUACUUAUCAGAUGUAAAGUAUAUACAGUUAUAGGAAACUAUGAUGACAGUUAUAUAAUGUAUGUAAAAACUGAAAAAAGAAAUCAUAUUUUGUUAUAUACGCCAACUUCAAGAGAUGAACA